Molecule: messenger RNA, 550 nt
Organism: Malus domestica (apple)
Lineage: Eukaryota; Viridiplantae; Streptophyta; Magnoliopsida; Rosales; Rosaceae
Source: RefSeq, a predicted model, not a curated record
CUCUCUCUAGUCAAUUUAGAGGAAAAAUUGCGAAUUGGGGGAGAUGGAGAAGGAGCUUCUAGAGUGGUUCGACGCCGUGAAGAAGACGGCGGACGCCGCCACAUCUUGCGACGGAGGAGCCGAGGAAAGCCAAUGCCUUGAGGCCUUCGAGCAGCUCAGCAAUUUUCCCGUCACUCAUCAAAUCCUCGUCUCAACCCAAGUUGCGAAGCGUCUUCGACAUCUCACAAAGCAUCCUAGAAAGAAAAUCCAGUCUGUUGCUUCUGGCCUGUUGGAUAAAUGGAAAGAGAUUGUUAUGAUCGAGCCCCAGGCCUGAGAAGGUUCAGAAGACAUCUGCUGUGAAGGUUGAGAAGGUUUCCAAGGCUGAACCUGUUGAGGUUAAGAAGGUUGAUCAUGAUAUCAAACCAAGAUCUGAGAAUGCUUAUGGUUCCGGAAUUGUCAAAACAGAAAGGAAGGUUCCAAAUCCUAAUCCUGUCAAGACUGAGAAAGCUACUUCAGCGGAGACUGUUAAUGUUGAAAAGAUAGCCAAAGAAGUGAAGAAACCAGCACUCAA